AUGCCAUCUACAUCUCUUCAUCUGGUAAUUUCCAGACGAUCUGUAGCAACGACUACGGUGGCCAUGAUCUUGAUGGUCUUGACACUGCCACUUUCGCCGACUGCACCGACGCUAGCGCUGCUGAUGAGAAAUGCGUUCACGUUUAGAUUCAAAAACGGAGCGUGUUACUCCAAGUUUUCCUUGAGCGAGCUCUCGAGUGUGGGCUCCGUCUGUCCUGUUAAGCUUUUUGGCACCCGCCCUAGCGCCGGUUCUAAUGCCGUCAUUUUCCCCAGUGCCACUGCCUCUGCCAGCGACUCUGCGUCCGCCAUCGCUUCUGCCACAAGCACUCUUAUCCCUGAGUUCAACGAGGCAAUCGCCAAUAAUGGCACUGGGAAUUGCAAUGUCAAGUAUCAUAAUGUUGAAAUUGAGAGUGCUUUCACUCUCGGGUGCGGCAUUGACGAUUGGGGCGCUGAUAUUGGAACUCCAUCAGGAUUAAGUACCUUCGGAGAGUACAUGGGUUACUGCGACGGCGACACUGAGUGCAUUAUUGUAACCUGUGACUAG
Molecule: messenger RNA, 543 nt
Organism: Dothidotthia symphoricarpi CBS 119687
Lineage: Eukaryota; Fungi; Ascomycota; Dothideomycetes; Pleosporales; Dothidotthiaceae
Exons: 2
Coding region: 1-543 (180 amino acids)
Source: RefSeq, a predicted model, not a curated record